AUGAUAGCAGAGUACGAUGACUACCCUGUUGCGACGACUGAUCACUGCCUGCACUGCUUCGACACCGUCGCGAACCACUUCUCUCUCCUCGCCGCUGCGCCGCUGCCGAGCUUUGCCACACACGCCGCCUGCCCGCUCUUCGUCACUUGGAAGAGCAGGGCGAACGGCGCGCCGUCGCUGCGCGGCUGCAUCGGAUGUCUCAAGCCGCUUCCCAUCACGUCGCUGCGUGACUAUGCCCUCACGUCGGCGCUACGCGACCAGCGGUUCGACCCCAUCGAGCCGCGCGAGCUGCCGCAGCUCAGCUGCACGGUCUCGCUGCUCACGCACUUUGAGCGCGCGCGCGACGCCCACGACUGGGAGGUCGGGUCGCAUGGCGUGCUGAUCGACUUUGACGACCCGUCGGGCGUCGCGCGGAGUGGAGUCUACCUGCCCGAGGUGAUGGUGGAGCAGGGCUGGAGCCGGCAACAGACCAUUGACUCGUUGAUACGCAAGGCCGGCUUCAAGCACACCAUCACCGACCAGCUCCGCCACUCGCUCCGCCUCACACGCUUCCGCAGUACCACGGCCACCGCCUCGUACGAGCAGUGGGCGCAAGCAAGAAGCGGCGCAACGCUGUGA
Messenger RNA from Emiliania huxleyi CCMP1516, 618 nucleotides. RefSeq lists its product as hypothetical. The record is from RefSeq and is a predicted model, not a curated record. Bases 1 to 618 code for a protein of 205 amino acids. The transcript has a single exon. Lineage: Eukaryota; Haptophyta; Isochrysidales; Noelaerhabdaceae.